Messenger RNA from Hyla sarda, 2037 nucleotides. RefSeq names its product dual specificity phosphatase 7 (gene DUSP7). NCBI's taxonomy places the organism in Eukaryota, Metazoa, Chordata, Amphibia, Anura, Hylidae. Gene Ontology annotation, biological process: negative regulation of MAPK cascade; protein dephosphorylation. Gene Ontology annotation, molecular function: MAP kinase tyrosine/serine/threonine phosphatase activity; protein tyrosine/threonine phosphatase activity. The transcript is spliced from 3 exons. Gene Ontology annotation, cellular component: cytoplasm; cytosol. The record is from RefSeq and is a predicted model, not a curated record. Bases 351 to 1445 code for a protein of 364 amino acids.
UACUGGUGGAGUCACACAUACAUUCCUCCAGAGCUGCACUCUGUAUUCUGCUGGUGGAGUCACACAUACAUUCCUCCAGAGCUGCACUCUCUAUUCUGCUGGUGUAGUCACACAUACAUUACUCCGGAGCUGCACUCUCUAUUCUGCUGGUGGAGUCACACAUUACUCCAGAGCGGCACUCUCUAUUCCUCUGUGUACACGAUGCUGUUCCUCCGGUUCGCACAUCCAGCGGUGACGUCUCCCGGCGCGCCCCCGGCUCUGCUCAGUGACAGGCGCGGCCCCAGCGCUGACUCCUCCCGGAGGAGGGGAUCCCGGGUGUCUCGGUGCUCGGCGUCCGGCGCUGGCCCCCGAUGGCGGCGGCGCCCCCCAGUAAGAGCGUCCGGUGGCUGCAGGAGUCCCUGGAGUCUGGCGGGAGCGGCCUCUUGCUUCUGGACUGCCGCCCCCAGGAGCGCUACCAGGCGGCUCACAUCGAGGCGGCCGUCAGCGUCACAGUCCCCGGCCUGAUGCUGCGCCGCCUCCGCACAGGCAGCAUGUCCGUCCGCUCAGUCAUCGCUAGCGACGCUGAGGCCUUCUCCCGCCGACGACAGGCCGACACCGUGCUGCUGUACGACGAGGCGACGCUGGACUGGCCGGACAACCAGAGCUCCGUGCUCGGCCUCCUGCUCCACAAGCUGCGGGAAGACGGCUGCCGAGCCUACUACCUGAGAGGUGGAUACAGUAAGUUCCAGAGGGAGUAUCCGGAGCAUUGUGAGCACGGCCUGGAGAUCCCCUCCCCCACCGAUCCAUCCCCGGACUCUUUGCUCAGGUUGGGCAGUUUAAGAAUAAGUUCAGAAGGUUCCGAUGGCGAAUCUGAUCGAGAACCCAACAGUGCGACUGAAUCGGAAGGAAGCCCCGCCCUCACUAACCAGACCACAUUCCCCGUCCAGAUCCUUCCAUAUUUGUUCCUAGGCUGCGCAAAAGAUUCUGCCAACUUGGAUAUAUUGGCAAAAUAUAACAUCAAAUACAUCCUGAAUGUGACGCCAAACCUGCCCAAUACAUUCGAACACAACGGAGAAUUUAAGUACAAGCAGAUCCCCAUCUCCGAUCACUGGAGCCAGAAUCUGUCUCAGUUCUUCCCGGAGGCCAUUUCGUUCAUUGAUGAGGCUCGUUCCAACAAGUGUGGGAUCCUCGUCCAUUGUCUGGCAGGAAUCAGCCGCUCGGUCACGGUCACCGUGGCGUACCUCAUGCAGAAGCUCAACCUCUCUCUGAACGACGCCUACGAUUUUGUGAAGAGGAAAAAGUCAAACAUCUCGCCAAACUUUAACUUCAUGGGACAGUUGCUGGACUUCGAAAGGACCCUGGGAUUGAAAAGUCCCUGCGACAUCCGGUCUCCCACAAACCAGCUGUACUUCACCACACCAACCAAUAACAAUCUCUUCCAGCUGGACAGCCUGGAGUUCACAUGAUCUAGUAACUCCUCCGGUCCAUGUGUGGUGGGGGAGCAAUGGAUGAUGAGUAUCUUGUAUGUUCACCUUCUGUAAGUUCUUUCCUUUUGUAUCUGAGAAACGGAGCAGAAGUCUCUUCCGGUUUUCAUCUUGCACUUAACAAAUCGACGUUGAGACCCGUAUAGAAGCAAAGGUCUAUUUUUUAUUUUUAUAUUCUAGGCAGUUCCUGUCUUUACUUAUAGCGAAGUUCCUUUCAUCAGGGAUCAGUGGGACCCGAUAGGUGCCAGAUUAUUAGAUUCUUGUUGGAAGGAAUUUCACUGAAAAUAUAGAUAUUAGAGCAGCUUCCUGCUCUAGAAAACUGCUCUGCUAUGAAGUCAUUCCAUGUUCACUGCAUGGUGUCUGCAGAGACGUUCUAGAGCGUGCAGGUGCUCCUAUGGGUGAAGGGUAAAUAAUAUUUGACUAAUCGGUUAAUAAUAUUAGGUGGGUGAUUUUGUUAAUCAGAGUUUUCUAUUUUUUUUCUACGAGAAGAUCCCUGAAACUAUUCUAUUCUUUCUUUUCUAUUUGUACAUUAUAUAUUUUUGGUAUUUUUUUUUUUUUUAUAAGCCAAAUGUUU